AUGGAAGCCCUGAAGGGAAAAGGAAGAGAGAGUGAAAAGCAGGGAUGGAAGGAGGGGCUGUUGUUAUGAACAGAUGUGGGUGGAAAGACUCAUUUUCCAAACAGCAGUUAGAAGGAAGCAUAUACACAGACUUUUAUGGAUUACACUCUGGACUGUAGACAUGCAGGAUUUUUUCUUUUUUUAAUAUUACAGUCAACUCUGUUAUCUUGGUUCAGUUUGUGUCAGUGGCGUCAGAAUUCAAGUGAAUAUAAUGAGGUUUUCGGCACAGUUGUCUCUUCUUCUGUAGCUAAUCAGUGCUACAAAAUGUUUAGUCUGAUUUGUUGAGAUUUUUUCUCUUCUCUUCGGUGGCAAGAAAAGCCAAUUCAACUGACCGUUAAACUUUUUUGGAAACUCAACCCUCAGCUGUACAUAUUAUUUUCUGUUCUGACAGAUUUGCUAUUGAGAGAGAACAGGAGAUGAUUGAAACUGAUGUGAUCACUGAGGUUUUACCUGAAGAAUGGCUCUCAGUCAGUGUGUGUAUUACCGCAUUGAUCCUUAGCUGCUGAGGGGGAACUGCCAGCAUGUAUGAGAGACACAGGCGGAGGUACAGCUUCUGUGCCAAAGGAGAGACCACUGUGGAUGUGGUGUUGAUUAAGAUCAAGAGAGAGAAUGACGUUCUGUACCCUGUCCAAUCCAGCCUUGAAUGCAGCUCAGUACCACCAUGUACAGACAUCCAUCCAGACAGGGGGGAGUGUGUGUCGGUGUGUUUGUUGCACAGAGACACAGUGGUCAAAGACAGUCUGGAGGUCAUUGCUGACCUGGAUGACAGUGUAUUUAAAAAGCCCAAAGAACCUCUCUCCUUUGUUAGACACAUGGACGAACAGGUCCGUAUCUCCUGGUCCUCCACUGAUGAUGCAUUCGUGCAGGAAGCCUUUAGUCCCAGCAAAGGGGCCCUCUCAUCGAGCAUACCUGAGACUGCAGCCUCUCAGAAUUCCAGACUGUCCUGGAAAUCAGAAACAGAGGACAGAGGAGGAGGGGAAGCAGAAGAAAUGGGACACAUAGAGGAGAAUAAAAACCAACUUUUAGGAAAUCCUGUGUCUUCAGCAAUCUUGCGGUCCUCCAUCCGUUCCUUGUCUCCGCUUCGUCGUCACAGCUGGGAGCCGGCCAAGAUCAACACUGCUACACAUAUUGACAUUGUACAGCACAGCUCUUUGAAGAGCCUUUCAGAAGAGGUGAAGAGAGCCAAACCGCUUCUCCACAGGAGAAGUAUGAGCUGGUGUCCAUCAAACCUGCACUGUCCUAAUCAGGAGCAAAUAGACAACAGAAGUUGCAGUCUGGAGGGUCUGGAGGUGGAGAGGGCAGCAGUUCAGGCUCAGUGUCCCAGCUUCAGUGAUGAAGAGGAAAGGGCUGCAGGCGCAUGUUUAUACCACGAUAACCUGGACAGAGGCUCUCUGGUCUCGCUCACUGAGGAAGAACAGGAAGGAAAUGACAGCAUCGAUAGCCAGCCAUUGCAUCAGGUACUGUCAGUGACAACCAGCUGUCCUGCCAUGAUUCAUCAUCAAACUCCCACCAAAUCCAUCUCCAUCAAUCACUGUGAUAUAGAUGUGGGUGGAUUUCCUCGAUCAAAGCGACGAAUCAGCUUCUCUGUCAGUAUCUCUUCGCUCCUCCCCAAAAGUAGACACCACUUUUCUAUUGGUUCUUCCUCCAGUGAUGAUGAGGAGGAGGAGGGAGGGAGGGUGAGCUCACUCUCUGGUAACUCUGGGUCCCUGAGAUACAGUAUUUCAGAAGAGCCAGGCCCCCUUCGUAAUGACACUGAGGGAAAAGGAGGACCUAAAAUCAGUCGAACAUUCAGCUACCUCCGCAGCAAGAUGAGCAAGAAAGGCAAGGAGAAGGAGAGGAGAGGAGAGAGUAAACGAGAGUGCAAAGAGAGAGAAAAGAAGAGUGCAAGUGGUCAUCUCUUCGUUCUCAAUAAUCCUCCUGCUGCCACAGCCUGUCAGCACUGCGCCAAACGUCUGCACAAUAAGGAAACUUCUUUCUGCAACAACUGUGGAGUCCAUGUCCACAAAAGCUGCAUAGAGAGCAUGUCAGUCUGUCCAAAGAGCAAAACAAAGCAGCAAUUGCUGGUACCAGCCGCGGUUCCUGGGUCUGCUGUUAACUUGAGGAAUAAAUCUACGUCUUCAGCAUCAUCUUUGUCAUCAACAUCUUCUUCAUCAUCACGGGAGCGCUGGUUAUCUCCAACCACCCCUGAUGACCAGCUUCCUAUGAUGUUUCCACGGAGACACCCCAGCAUCUUUAACCCACACGGCAACUUGGCCAAGAGCAUCUCCACCAGCAACAUAGCAGGGUUAGAUGAUGUUCCACUGAAAGGCCUUAAGUUUCUGUCCCAAUCUACCGACUCCCUCAAUCAGGGGAGCAAAAUCAACGACUCAACUGAGUCAUUAAUGGAUGAAGGUACAGAGAUGACUGACAGUCAGUUGAUGGGAGAGUUUGAGUGUGACAUUAAAGAUCUGGAGGCGGAUUCUUGGAGCGGCACGGUGGAUAAGAAGUUCUUGAAAGCGCUGAAGAAAGAUGAAAUCAAGAGACAAGACAUAAUUUAUGAGUUGUACCAGACAGAGGUUCACCAUGUGAGGACACUGAAGAUCAUGUCAGAAGUGUAUUUUAAAGGCCUUCAGAAGGAGCUGCAGCUUGAUAUUCAAACUCUGGACAAGAUUUUCCCUGUUUUGGAUGAGCUGGUGGAAAUACAUACACAUUUCCUCACACUUCUCCUGGAGAGAAAAAGAGCUUCAUCAGCUGAAGCACAAAACGGUAAUCGCUUCCUCAUUAACGACGUUGGGGACAUCCUGCUCAACCAGUUUUCAGGCUGCAAGUCUGAUCGUAUGAAGAAAGUUUAUGGAAAAUUUUAGUCGCACAAUGAGGCGGUCAAUCUCUAUAAAGACCUGCUUGCCAAAGACAAACGCUUCCAGGCUUUCAUCAAGAGGAUCAUGAGUAGCAGCAUUGUGCGGAGACUCAGUAUUCCAGAGUGUAUUUUGUUGGUUACACAGAGGAUCACCAAAUAUCCUGUUCUGAUCCAGAGGAUACUUCAGCACACUAAAGUCAAUGAGCACGAGAAGAAACGGAGACUGAAGGAGGUCUACAGGUACUCCAUCCUGACCACAUGUCAUAUGGUCUUGUAA
This is a messenger RNA of Acanthochromis polyacanthus (spiny chromis), 3152 nucleotides long. RefSeq names its product A-kinase anchor protein 13-like. Gene Ontology annotation, molecular function: guanyl-nucleotide exchange factor activity; MAP kinase scaffold activity. NCBI's taxonomy places the organism in Eukaryota, Metazoa, Chordata, Actinopteri, Pomacentridae. Gene Ontology annotation, biological process: regulation of Rho protein signal transduction; positive regulation of canonical NF-kappaB signal transduction; adrenergic receptor signaling pathway. Gene Ontology annotation, cellular component: actin cytoskeleton; membrane. The record is from RefSeq and is a predicted model, not a curated record.